Molecule: messenger RNA, 1803 nt
Organism: Salvia miltiorrhiza (redroot sage)
Lineage: Eukaryota; Viridiplantae; Streptophyta; Magnoliopsida; Lamiales; Lamiaceae
Product: 11S globulin seed storage protein 1-like
Exons: 4
Coding region: 196-1578 (460 amino acids)
Molecular function (GO): nutrient reservoir activity
Source: RefSeq, a predicted model, not a curated record
GCAUCAUUCUCAGAUAAAGAAAGCCAGAUGCCUUGAGAGAAAAUCAUAGGUGGAAGGCAUUAAAGGUGUCCUACACAUGCACACUGCAAAAUGGCAAACUCCCUCUCAUUAUGUGUCAAUCCCAACCACCCACUUUCCCUCUAUAAAUCCCCUCCGUUUUCCCACUCAAAAUUCACAUCAAUUUUCUGAAUAAACAUGGCUACAACCUUCCUCUCUGCUCUCAGCCUUGUUCUGCUCCUCGGCUCCGCCGCCGCCUCCGCCUAUAAAGGAAGCUGGCAGCAUGGCGAGUGCGAUAUCUCUAGGAUCAACGCCAUGGAGCCGUCCUUCCGCCUCCAAUCCGAAGGCGGAGUGUCCGAAUUCUGGGAUCACAACGCCGAGGAGUUCCAGUGCGCCGGCGUGUCGUUGCACCGCCACACCAUCCGCACCAGAGGCAUGCUGCUGCCUGUAUAUCACAAUGCUCCCAUGCUUGUCUAUGUUCUUCAAGGCAAGGGGAUUUACGGGAUCACGAUUUCUGGGUGCCCCGAAACCUUCGAGUCGCCCCAGCAAUCGCGGGAGGGGAUGAGAAGCCAAAAAUUCGGUGAUCGUCAUCAGCAAAUCGGCUUCUUGAAAGAGGGCGAUGUGAUCGCCAUCAGAGCCGGAGAUGCUCACUGGGCUUACAACAACGGCGAUCAAGACCUCGUCGUCGUCGUUUUGCAAGACAACGCCAACAACGCCAACCAGCUCGACCAAAACCCCAGGUCCUUCUUCCUCGCCGGAAACCCCAACUGGGGGCAGGAGCAACAAAAGGAGCAGCUCCGCUUCCACGGCGAGAGACGCCACGCGCAGCACGAGUUCGGCAACGUCUUCAAGGGAAUGAGCCUCGACAUUUUGACGGAGGCGUUCGACAUCGAUGAGGAGACGGCCAGGAAGCUGCAGUGCGACAACGACGAGAGAGGAAUGAUUGUCAUUGUAGACAAAGAGCUGCAGGUGAUCAAGCCCCCUCUCAGAGAGAGAGAAAGGGAAUACAUGACUAACGGAAUUGAUGAGACCAUUUGCACCACCCAGAACAAGGACAACGUCGACAAUCCCUCACGCGCCGCCGUCUACAACCCGCAGGCCGGCCGCUUCUCUACCGUCAACGCCUUCACCCUUCCCCUCCUCCGCUUCAUUCAGCUCAGCUUCGCCAAGGCCAAUCUUCACAGGAAUGCCAUAAUGGCGCCACAUUGGUUCAUGAAUGCCCACAGCAUAUUGUACAUCACCCGCGGUGAGAAAUAUAUUCAAGUGGUGAACCAGAAGGGGCAGGCGGUGUUCGAGGGGCAGGUGAGAGAGGGGCAGGUGUUGGUGGUGCCGCAGAACUUCGCGGUGGUGAAGCAAGCAGGCGAGCAGGGGUGCGAGUGGGUGCAGUUCCACACCCACGCCAACGCCAUGUUCAACACACUCAGCGGCCGCACCUCCGCCCUCAGGGGGCUGCCCGUUGAUGUGGUGGCCAACGCAUACCAGAUCUCGAGAGAGGAGGCCGAGAGGCUCAAGAAUUCGAGGCGGGAGACGCUGCUUUUCAGCGGCACUAGGCAGUCAAGAAGAAGAGUUGCUUCUGCUUGAAGAUCGACACGAAAUUCAUGUUGAGAUUUAGGGGAGUCGAUAAUAAUGAGAGUAGUGUGUGUGGGGCUUUUCACAUGUUUUUGGAACAUGAAAACAUCAAUAAGACCACAAACUCAGUCUUCUAAACUUGAUGCCAAAUGCGUUUUAGGUUUAUCAAUAAGUCCAAAUUCUCGAUAGAUAGAAAUCGAAUGGGCCUAAACAAAACUAAUUUCCAAUACCAUGUCC